Molecule: messenger RNA, 5290 nt
Organism: Verruconis gallopava
Lineage: Eukaryota; Fungi; Ascomycota; Dothideomycetes; Venturiales; Sympoventuriaceae
Exons: 3
Coding region: 306-5051 (1581 amino acids)
Biological process (GO): membrane fusion; intracellular protein transport; endoplasmic reticulum to Golgi vesicle-mediated transport
Cellular component (GO): ER to Golgi transport vesicle membrane; Golgi stack; endoplasmic reticulum
Source: RefSeq, a predicted model, not a curated record
CUCAACUUCAGCUCGUGCGCGCCGUCGUAGCGCAGAUCCGCGCGAGCCUGCUUUGCGCUCCUCUGCCUCUCUUAUAGUCGUCUGCCCCGUGGUAAAACAUCAGACGCUUGCGCUCGUUCAGAACCAAAACCAACCGCAGCCUUCUGCGCGAAUCCAAGUGCUUGCCGCCCUGCACCGUUAACCCGCUCCAAGGCUCGCCGAUAUAGCUUCCGCGGCGCCUCCGAACAACUGCAUACGAGCGGCGCAUAGCCUGCCUCAUGCUGUACCACGCGUUCCGACCUUGAUGAGACGUACACAGCGCCAUCAUGGGCAGUUAUAGGCCUCCACAACAUGGCUACGGUCCUCCACCAGGCCAAGAUCCGCAUUCGCGGCCCGGAUCAACAACGUAUGGACAGCCUGGAGCUCACGCAUAUGGCUCACCUAUAACUUCGCAUGCACCGACCUGGAACCAGCCUCAGUAUCAAAGCAACCAUUAUGCAGGCGCGCCUCCUCCUCCGCCGCCGCCGCCACCGCCUCCAUCCUCUUCCCCCUCAAACCCGAACUAUGGCUCCAGUCCUGCAUAUCAGAUACAGACCGUGGGCGGCCACACGGUAACACCAGCUAUACCUCCUCGAAUUCCCCAACCUUAUGGCCCCCCCUCAACGAAUGUUUCUGACACAGGUCCACCGCAAAUCCCUAGCCAACACCCUCCUUAUGGUCCGUCGCACUCGCAAUCGCAAGCCGUCCACCAAAGAAUACCAUCCGUGCCACCAGCGUACCACCAAGAAGUGGCUCAAAACGCACAAGGAUGGCCUCAGCAUCCGCAAUACUCGAACCAACCUGCGACACACCAUUACGACCCCCCUUUGCCGCCGCGACCUGGAUCACAGGGACGCACUUCUGCGAUAACAGGAGGACAUCAGCAGCAAUAUGACGCCUACGGACAUGUGUCGCAGCCACAAUAUACCGGAGGCCAGCAAUAUGCAGGACAGAAACUUGCGUAUGAGCAACAGCAUGCUGCAACAGGCGCGCAAAUGUACGAGCCUGAGCCAUUAUCUGGCUCAGUCUACAGCCCGGAUGAUGCGCAGAAGUAUCAGCACCCGCCGGCACCAUCACCUGGAGGCUACGCGCCCCCUCCACCACCUCCUAAGCCCCAAGGUUACCACCCCCAUGAAACCCAACAGCCGACAGGCCGCCCGGCCUCCGUACAAUAUGGUGCUCAUGGAGGACAGACGUAUCAGUCUCCUGCACAACAGCCGGCGACUGUUGCGUACGCAGGGGGGGCUCAGUAUGAAAUUAGCCAGCAUCAAGCCGCGUACGGCAAUUUCCAGAACCCGUCCACGAAUGCUACUGGUCAACAGCUCAAACAGCAGAAUGGUUCUUCGAACGAGCAGAGCGUGCCAUAUGGGCGACAAACGCCUUCGCAAUCUACCUCAAGACCUGGCUCUCGACCGCCGGCGCAGCACCAGGGCUAUUCUCGUCCGUCUUUUGGAGCCGAUGAUGAACCCGUCUCACCUAUACAGUCACGGCAAAGCAUUUCUUUGUCGCGGCCUGCUUCUGUUCCCGUCAACGACACUCCUCACCCCAAACCCGCUCCUUCUCCUGCUGUGAAACCAUCUGCCUCUGCCUUCGUCUUCUCCUCUGACUGGGAGCACUUUGGUUCCGGCGCCGAUGAGAUUGACGACACGGCUAUGUACGGCGUCAAGAAGGACGACGCAGACGCACAUGUUCCAAGCACCGUUAGCAUUGAGCUUCCGGCCUCUGGUCCUGAUUCGCUGGGUCAUGGCAGGGCCGAGUCUGAGGUUAGCGCACCUGAGAGCUUUCAUCUCUCACCUCCUGUUUCUCUGGCUAGCGGGGCUGCACAUAGCACUGCAGCAGAGGCAGCAUCUUAUGUCCCUUCACCCCCCAGUAGGCAUGUCAGUCAGGAGUCUGUGCAUCCCCAACCUCCUGCUCCUGGCGUAGGAAGUUCUUUGGUCGUGGACGAGAGUGAUUACAUACCUCCUAUGCCUGAUACACCACCGAAGACGUCAGCAAGGCCAGCGAGAGCCCCUAUUGUAAUUGGGGGGAGUAGCUCUUUGCAAAGGCAAAAUGCACAGCCAGGGAGCUCAACGCCUGCAUUGAAUCAUCAGCAGCAGCCGGCAGCGUAUGCGAUGCAACAAGCACUACAACAGGGCUAUGCUCAAAACAAUUCCGGAGGACUACCCAGCUCUGACCCUGCGUUUGUCAUGGGCGAAUCUGGAAGAUGGCAAGACGGGCAGCAGUUCACCUCUGCCGCUGCACCACGUGGUGUACGUACGAUCGAUCUCGAAGAACUCAGCAGAAUCCAAAAAGAAAACGAAGAGCUGCGAGCGAGGAUCAGCUCGCAGGAGAAGGAGCUCGCUGCUAUCCGUUUGACCGCGGAGGAAAAGCAUAGCCAGCUUGCCGAACGGGACGGUCAAAUCGUGCAGAAAGAUGCACUUCUCUCACAAAAGGAUGCUGAGAUAGCGCAGCAUAUUUCACAAGUGAGUGAGCUGCAAACUUCUCUCACCGAGGUGAAGGAAACAGUCACGGCGUGUAAAGCGUCGAUUUCAGAUCUGGAGGCCCAGCUAAAGAAUGCAGAGGCAUCGAUGGCAGAAUUGAAGCUUAAGUUGGAGCAAACUGAGGCAGCCAAGUCAGAACUUAGCGCUCGGCUCGAACAGAGUGACGCAGCGUUGACCGCAGCGAGCCAAAGGCAUGAAGAGAAGACGAAAGAACUCGAAUCGAAGCUGGCAGCUGCGGAAACUGGCCUCGUUUCCUCUUCUGCCGAGGUUGAAUCCCUAAAAAAGCAACUCGAGGAGGAAAAGGCAAAAUUUGAAGCCAAAGUUGCUGAACCAGUUGAUAUUGCGCCUGGGCUGGAGCCGUGGUUCAAGGGAUCGCUUGAACGGUACAAGGACAUGCUGUACACGGAAAGCAAACCGAUCCCAGUCCAAGAGAAGCUUCAAGUGUUUAUGGAUGCUGUAAAUGCCGAGGCAAGGCUACGAGGCAUUGACAUGCCAUUUGGUCCAAAGGGCGAAGUCAAAGGCUUCAAUAUUCCGGCACCCGUGGCUGGCCAGCCGCUGCAAAGCAAAUCUCAGCCAAUCUCGAAACCUGAGAGACCCAGAGUUGUGCCUCCGAAGGAAAGUGAUGGCUUCGUAAUGGUUGACCCAGACGCUGGGAUUCAGUUCAGCCCAGGCGGUCGGCCCAUCCUGAAGGCUCCUCUGGAAGAAUAUAGUCCUGGUGGACGACCCAUUUUAAGUGGAACUUGCGGUCUUCCACAAGGACAGUCAGGUGUGCCGCCAGCAGCCCCGGAAAAGAUCGCACAGGCCGCAUCGGCUACCACACAGGAAGGUUCCUUAAAGCCCGCGUAUCAACCGUUCCGACUAGAGGGUUCAGCGUCAAAUUCCUCAAAUUCAUCAUCAAAAAUCCCAAGUGCCGAGCCAUUCGGUGCUGUUCAGCAACCAAAAGUACCUUAUACACCGUUUUCAUUGAAGCAAGGUGACACUGCUGCGUCAGCACAAGGCAUGCCGCAAACUCCGCCUCAGGAUCCAACUCCUACACCGUCUAAACAACCUGCGUACAAGCCGCUGUACAAGCCUGUUCCUGGACCCGCUCCUAUCGUGAGAGGAUCAGGUGAGGGAGGAAGUGUUGAUAUCUUGGCCGAUCAUGUACCUGGAAUUAUUCGCCCAGCCAAAAAAGAGGCGUUAAAGAGUCCACAAGAUGAAGCCAUGCUACCACUUCCGCUGAAACCUCGCACUCCGGCCGUAAAAUCGUCAUCCUCGGAUGCAUCAAUUCCGGGGACGACGGAUGCAUUGACUGCGAGCACUUCAAAGGAUACUGAGCCGACCUUGCCUCGUCACAAGGGUCCAUCUGACAUUCUUGGCAUUAUCGCACACUCCACGACGGAGCGUAAACAGUCGAAGCAUGUUCAAGAGCUUGUAAAAGCAAUGAACGCCGUCAACACGGACUACAGCUUUAUCAAGGCCAUCACGAAAGCCUGGGAAGAAAAGGCGGCUGUAAAGAGAAAGCAGCUAGAGAAUGAGCGCGCGAAGAGACAGGCUGAACUCGAAGCUCACAACAACGAGCUAUUUGACAGUGGAGAGAUCGGCUACGGCGACUUCGAGACUCUAGAAGAAGAGGCGAAGGAGAAAGAGAUGAAAACGAAGGCUGAGGAAGACAUGAAGGAGUAUGAGAGCUACGCGAAAGAGAUUUUUGACGUGGUCUACAAGAGAUGUCAAGAUGACAUCGGCUCCUUGAUUCAGGUGCAGAACGACGCCGAGGAUCUAAUCCACAUUUCGUCUGCUGGAGCAAGUGUUGUCAGCGAGAGCGAUGGCAUUACAAGUCUAAGCGAGGCCAUGCAGCUGCUCCUUGAUGUGCACAACAAACUCGAGCUUGUCCACAACGAGGUCGUCAAAGCUGUGCAGGAGCGUGAUCAUCGAUACAAAUUAACGCAAACCAAGACACUCUACGCAAAAGGUGACAUCGCAGGGAUGAAGCGUGUCGAAAAGGCGUUCGAGGAUGCGGACAAAAAGGCCGAUGUGCGAUCUCGAGUUGAGCGCGCGGAACGCUGCAAGCGAGUAUGGAAGAUCAUGGACACAGAGAUGGAGCGUGGGGCUGGGGAGAACGAAGACUUCGUUGCCGAUAUCAUCGAAGCUGUCGAAGACGCCUCAGCAACUUGUGGCGAGAGCGACAAAGCGGAGCUUAUGAUAAUGAUUGACAAAGCUACCGCAAUCACGGAUGCGGUGUACGAAGACAGUGCCGUCCUAAUGCGAUUAUUCGAGAAUGUGGACAUGGAUCUCAAUGAACGAGAGUUCGAGGUCUCCGUGGCCUCGGCGAAACUCAAGGGUGACCCGAAGGAGUAUUUUGACAAGCUUCAGCAAGAGAAGAGAAAGGAGGACGCCAAGCUGAAAGCAGAGGGAGAGAAGAGACUCAGUGCCGUGGCAACUCAUCGAGCAGAAGCCAAGGCUCAGUUGAAGGACAUCGCAAAGAUCGUUGGGGAGAGCAGCGAAGAGAGGGAAGCCAGGAUCAGACAGGAGAAAGCGCUCGCGGACGCUAGGAGGAGGAACGGAGAGACCUAACGAAAGCCGUUUCAUUUUAAAGCGAUUUGAUGCGAGCGGAGCAUUUAGCGAGGAGUUUUUCUUUUGUUUUGGACAUUUGGCUGAGAUCAGGACCGACCUGGAAGCCGAGGAUUUACAUUCUGCCGAUUUGGCUGUCGUGAAUAGCAAGAGUUUUUUGCAUCGCGUACCAGAGCAUUGCUUCGACUCUAUCAUGCAUUUGCUGAUAGAUAAAUGUUAAUAUAAUUAUUCAUAUAUCCCUG